This is a messenger RNA of Meira miltonrushii, 2562 nucleotides long. RefSeq names its product DUF1929-domain-containing protein. The record is from RefSeq and is a predicted model, not a curated record. The transcript has a single exon. The coding region runs from base 1 to 2562 and encodes 853 amino acids. Lineage: Eukaryota; Fungi; Basidiomycota; Exobasidiomycetes; Exobasidiales; Brachybasidiaceae.
AUGACUGCUCUCAACACACAAUCAAUCCUUGCACAACGUCAAGCAGGUGGAUUUGAAGUCGUUUUGGAAAACUCUUUGGCUUCUGCAAUGAUGUUGGCAUUAAUCGAUGAAAAUAACGUAAUGAUUAUCGAUAAAGCCGAAAAUAAUCCAACAAAAUUGGACAAUGGUAAACCUGUUUGGGGAUCUGUUAUGAGCUUGUCCGAUAAUACUGCACGCGGCCUGGAUAUGAUCACCAAUCCUUUCUGCGCCGCAGGUGCUACAUUAGGUAAUGGAACAUGGAUGGUCGCUGGAGGAAAUCAAGCUAUCGGAUACGGUGGUGGCGCACUAAACGUCGCAGGACAGCCUACAGUCACACCCGCCCAGGGACCAUAUCAAGAUUAUGACGGUCGAUUGGCAAUCCGUUUGAUGGACCCAACCAACGGAAAUAGCGGUAAUAUCGCAUGGCAAGACAAUUCCACCUUUAUGAAAACACCUCGUUGGUAUCCCGGUAUUGAAGUCAUGACUGACGGUAGUGUUUUAUUGAUCGGUGGUAUGACUGGUGGUGGUUACAUCAACCGUAAUUAUCCUAACCAAGAUCCUGCAUUCGAAGGUGCAGCUGCACCUCAAGCACUCGCUGGUAACACAUGGGCUGCUGUUUCGAAUCAAAUCAACUCUGGUGGUUCUAAUCCUACAUGGGAAUUCUUCCCUGACAAGGGUUUCCCACCUCAAAUCAUGACAUUCAUGCAAAACACCAGUGGUCUGAACACCUACCCUCAUACAUAUUUGAUGCCAAGUGGCAAACUAUUCAUGCAAGCCAAUUACAGUACAGCUCUUUGGAACCCUUACGCCAAUGAUGAAACCAAAGCAUACAAUCUCUUGGAUGAUAUGCCAGAUCAAAUCGUUCGUGUCUACCCUGCUUCAGGUGCUACUGCCAUGCUUCCAUUGACACCAGAGAACAACUACACCCCAACAAUCUUGUUCUGCGGUGGUACAAUCAUGACUGAUCAACAGUGGGGUUCUUACACCAGUCCAUUGGACAGUUUGAACCUGUACACACAUGCAGCUCAAAAGGACUGUUCAUCAAUCACUCCUGAAGAUGCAAACGGAAAUUUGGUCAGUGGCUCCUACACACGUGAAGAAGAAUUGCCAGAACCACGUACUAUGGGACAAUUUAUUCACUUGCCAACCGGUCAAAUGGUGAUUGUUAACGGUGCUCAAAUGGGAACAGCAGGUUACGGUAACAUGUCUUGGAACAAGAUCAACGGUGUCAACUUUGAAGGUUUGUCAAACAAUCCUACCUAUCAACCUGUAUUGUAUGACCCAGAAAAGCCUAUGGGUAGCCGUUUGAGUCGAGAUGGUUUCGGUAUCUCCAACAUCGCUCGUCUUUACCACUCUUCCGCUAUCCUUUUGCCUGACGGAUCUGUUUUGAUUGGUGGAUCAAACCCGCAUCAGGAUGUCUCAAUCAACAUGCCUGCAAACACCAGUCCUCAAGCAUUCAACACAACAUACGAAAUGGAAAAAUGGUACCCUCCUUACUUCUUUGAAACUCGCCCAGAACCAACAGGUCUUCCUUCUUACAUCUUGUACGGAGGAGCAACAUGGAAUUUCACCAUGCCUGCAUCUUACAUGGGCUCAUCUGCAAAUUACAAGGCAAACAACACAAAGGUUAUGGUCAUCCGUCCAGGUUUCUCUACCCAUGCCAUGAACAUGGGUCAACGCAGUAUGCGUUUGCAACACACUUACACGGUCAAUGAUGAUGGAUCUGUUAUGUACAUGGUCAACCCGAUGCCUACCAACCAAAAUCUGUUCGUUCAAGGCCCAGCAUUGUUGUUCAUUACCAUUGACGGAAUUCCAAGUUCAGGUAAAUUCAUUCAAGUCGGUACUCAAAAGCAAGGUGGACAAAUUCCAAAUACUAUCACAGCAGGAGCAGCACCCAAGGUGCUUCCUCAGGGUAUCAAUAAUUCCAAGUACGAUGCAAUCCCAGAAGGUCAUGGUAUCGAAAGCUUUGGACUUGGUAAAUUGAUUGGUAUCAUUGUUGCAGGAGUUGCGGUGAUUGCAUUGCUCUUGUUGGGAUUGAUCUGCUGGCGUCGUCGUGCACGUCGUGGUCAAACGACCAAGGCAGCCGCACCUGCUAGCGGAGCAAUCUACGGAAUGGGUGGUUACACAACCAAUGGACCAGAAUACAAGCGUGUUCAUACACCUAGCAACACGCCUUUCCAAACCUUUGCUGGACCUGGAAGAGGAAGUACAGGCACAUUUGAUACGUACAAGAUGAACGAUGUCAGUGCAGCAAAUACACCAUACUAUGACAACCCACCACGAUUAGGAACGCCACAAAAUGGAAUGCCAAGAUCACCUUUGAUGCACGAAACUGCUUCUUUGCAUUCGACCACACAAGGACAAGGAUGGGGAGAACAUCAAGCACAAGGUGAUGUUGGAGAGCAAUAUUACAAUAAUUCAGCCUACUCUGAUCCAUCGAGAUAUUAUGAAACUCCUGGACAACAGCAUAUGUCUUAUCACUCUAGUCAAUCUUAUGGAGGUGGACCAAGACCGGAUAGCCAAAGCUAUUUCCGAGCCAAUUAA